GUGCCGUCCCUCUCAUCCUCCUCCUCCUUCCCCUUCCCUUUCCCCAAGCUAGCAAGCCAAGAAGAGCCGGGAGCCCCGAGAUCAGCCAGCCGCCCGGAAUCGCCAGCAGAAGCCGCCUCUUCUCUUCUGGGGCCGGCGAUGGCCAGCAACGUGGCCGUCACGGGCAACGCCGGAUCCGGCGCGGAUGGGGACGCGCCCAGGAGGAACAGGCCCAAGUAUUCAAAGUUCACCCAGCAAGAGCUGCCGGCCUGUAAGCCGAUCCUGACUCCAAAAUGGGUUGUCUCGGUGUUUUUCCUUGUGGGAAUCGUGUUCGUACCAGUUGGCGUCGUUUCGCUGCUAGCUGCACGAGAUGUUGUGGAGAUAAUUGACCGGUAUGAUCAUGCAUGCGUGCCCCCUAACAUGACUCAUAACAAGCUUGGGUACAUCCGCAACGAGACCAUAUCCAAAGACUGCACAAGGACUCUCAGGGUUAAAAAGGAUAUGAAGCAGCCAAUCUUCGUGUAUUACCAGCUUGACAACUUCUAUCAAAAUCAUAGGAGGUAUGUGAAGAGCCGAAACGAUGCACAGCUAAGGGAUUAUAAGAAGGCAAAUCAGACAACGUCCUGUGAACCUGAGAGGUUCACAGCGGAUGGAAAACCAAUUGUGCCCUGUGGUCUGAUUGCCUGGAGUCUGUUCAAUGACACAUAUAGCUUCACUCGCGGUAAUGAGAACUUGACAGUGGAUAAGAAGGACAUCUCCUGGAAAAGUGAUAGGGAGCACAAAUUUGCCAAAAAUGUCUACCCAAGCAACUUCCAGAAUGGUGCGCUCAUAGGUGGAAAAAUGCUUAAUGCAAGCAUCCCGUUGAGCGAGCAAGAGGAUCUUAUCGUUUGGAUGCGGACGGCAGCACUUCCUACAUUCAGAAAGUUAUAUGGGAGGAUAUCUGUUGAUCUGAAGGUGAAUGAUACCAUAAUAGUGAAGCUCAGUAACAACUACAAUACAUAUAGCUUCGGUGGCAAAAAGAAAUUGGUCCUCUCCACUGCAACCUGGCUUGGAGGAAGGAAUGAAUUUCUUGGGUUUGCAUACCUUAUAGUUGGUGGGCUGUGUAUUUUCUUGGCAUUUGCAUUCACCUUGCUAUAUGUGAUAAAACCAAGGAAACUGGGGGAUCACAACUACCUGUCCUGGAACAGACACCCUUCAGGCCGCUAAGAUUCAGGUGUAGGCGGACACGUGUCAGGCUCCUCUCUGAACCCUGAAGCUUUCGACACUCAACUAGGUUGCCCUGUAUGUACGACCGUGGUUCCUACUUACCGCCUCACUGUAAUUGCCUUGAGCUAUGUAAGCUGAGACAGUUCCAGGGGCGGAGAUGGGGGGACGCCCCC
This is a messenger RNA of Lolium rigidum, 1358 nucleotides long. Its product is annotated as ALA-interacting subunit 3-like. The coding region runs from base 139 to 1185 and encodes 348 amino acids. NCBI's taxonomy places the organism in Eukaryota, Viridiplantae, Streptophyta, Magnoliopsida, Poales, Poaceae. The transcript is spliced from 8 exons. The record is from RefSeq and is a predicted model, not a curated record. Gene Ontology annotation, cellular component: plasma membrane; Golgi apparatus; endoplasmic reticulum.